AUGGCGACUGAUCACAAAUCAAUUCUUGUCCCCCCGAAGCGGGCCAAUACGGACUACCCGCUAAUUGACUCCGACCCGCACCUGAGACGAGUUUUCGGAUAUGCACGACCCUCUGACUACGCAGUGGGCGGCGGAAUGGCCGCUGCGUCUCCUCUUGCGUUCUGGAUUAUGGAAAGAGUGAGCCCAUCCCAUGUGGGCAGGGGAGGGUUCGCUCCUGUGAUGCGCCUAGCAACAGCCAUUGGCCUUAUUGGAGGUCUUCACGUGGUCUAUCAGAGAUCCUGCAACCGCUUCUAUGGCUUCACAGAGAAUUCGAGGGAAGCUGAUAUGGAUAUGAAGGAGAUGGUGGACAAAGUCAAGAAAGGGGAGUCCCUAUAUGGCACAUCCAAAGUCUCCUCAUACCUGCAAGGAGUUGCUGCUCGAAACUCUAGAUACUCUGAGCUAUUUAUCCAUGUUCUUCCAUGGUUCAACCUAGUCAACCAUGACCAGCAUGGCGUCGACACGGCCAAAUACUAUCAGCAAGCCGAGCGGGAGCUGGAAGCCGAGCGGUUGAAGCAAGCGAGCUCCUGA
Messenger RNA from Aspergillus niger, 567 nucleotides. RefSeq lists its product as uncharacterized. Bases 1 to 567 code for a protein of 188 amino acids. Lineage: Eukaryota; Fungi; Ascomycota; Eurotiomycetes; Eurotiales; Aspergillaceae. The transcript is spliced from 5 exons. The record is from RefSeq and is a predicted model, not a curated record.